CUUCAGACCGAAAAGCCACACCUAAAAUCCAUAUAAAUGCAAGAAUUAGGGUUUCCGUCAGUCGUCUUCGUCUCCAGCUCAAGUCUUUCGCGAAACCUCUGCAGCCGGCAAAAAUGGUGAAAGGAAGACAGGGAGAGAGAGUGAGAUUAUAUGUUCGUGGAACCAUCCUCGGCUACAAAAGGUCGAAGUCGAAUCAGUAUCCCAACACGUCGCUGAUACAGAUUGAGGGAGUGAACACACAGGAGGAAGUAGCGUGGUACCGCGGGAAGAAAAUGGCGUACAUAUACAAGGCCAAGGUGAAGCAGAACGGCUCCCACUACCGUUGCAUUUGGGGCAAGGUCACGCGCCCCCAUGGCAACAGCGGCGUCGUUCGCGCCAAGUUCAAGUCCAACCUUCCGCCCAAAUCCAUGGGAGCUAGGGUAAGAGUGAUGAUGUACCCAAGCAACAUUUGAGUGGUUCACAUCGUGUAGAUCACGUUUGGGAGCGUUAGGUGACGACAGCCUCUACUCGUCAGGAUUUUAUUUAUAGUUUUGGAUUUAGGCAUAUUUUCAGUUUAUCCUAUUUUCUGUUCUUUUUGGACCCUGAAUUGAAGAAUCGAUCUGGUUGAGUUGACAAAUUGUUGUGCACUACACAUCUGCCAUUUUCUGUUUUCCUCCUUUAAAUGAUACAUCUGCCAUUUUUGCUUC
Molecule: messenger RNA, 686 nt
Organism: Salvia miltiorrhiza (redroot sage)
Lineage: Eukaryota; Viridiplantae; Streptophyta; Magnoliopsida; Lamiales; Lamiaceae
Product: 60S ribosomal protein L35a-3-like
Exons: 5
Coding region: 114-452 (112 amino acids)
Biological process (GO): cytoplasmic translation; ribosomal large subunit biogenesis
Cellular component (GO): cytosolic large ribosomal subunit; ribosome
Molecular function (GO): structural constituent of ribosome
Source: RefSeq, a predicted model, not a curated record